Messenger RNA from Mercenaria mercenaria, 7374 nucleotides. RefSeq names its product kelch-like protein diablo. The record is from RefSeq and is a predicted model, not a curated record. Lineage: Eukaryota; Metazoa; Mollusca; Bivalvia; Venerida; Veneridae. Bases 121 to 1887 code for a protein of 588 amino acids. The transcript is spliced from 9 exons. Gene Ontology annotation, molecular function: protein binding.
UCUUAAUGGAAGACAGCAAGUGCCCUGUCAAAAUAUUUUUCUAAUAUUUCCCCAAAAAUGGAAUUUUAGCAUCAUUUCUAUAAGUUUUUCAAUAUUUGAUAUAUCUAAUCCUGAAGUAAAAUGCUUAAAGGAGCCGUUGAUCUCACUCAGACUGGUGUUGAAAGGCCAUCGUCCCCUGCAAGGCUGGCUUACACAUCAGAUAAACACCCAAAGCACACACUUGAAGCUAUUAAUGUACUUAGAAAACACAGAGAAUUAUGUGACGUAGUGUUGAUUGUCGGACAACGAAAAAUCUUUGCUCACAGGGUGAUCUUGUCAGCAUGCAGUCCAUAUUUCCAUGCUAUGUUUACUGGAGAACUUGCAGAGAGCCGACAGACUGAAGUCACAAUUAGAGACAUUGAUGAAAAUGCUAUGGAACUAUUAAUAGAUUUUUGUUACAUGUCAAAUAUCACAGUAGAGGAGAGCAAUGUUCAGACAUUAUUGCCGGCUGCAUGUUUGCUGCAGUUAGCUGAAAUACAAGACGUUUGUUGCGAAUUUCUUAAAAGACAGUUAGAUCCAUCAAAUUGUCUAGGAAUACGGGCAUUUGCAGAUACACAUGCAUGUAGGGAUUUGUUACGAAUUGCAGACAAGUUUACACAACACAAUUUCCAAGAGGUGAUGGAAAGUGAAGAGUUUAUGUUAUUACCUAUCAACCAACUCGUAGACAUUAUCUCCAGUGAUGAGCUGAAUGUACGGACAGAAGAACAAGUAUUUAAUGCAGUGAUGGGCUGGGUAAAAUAUAACAUACAGGAAAGAAGGGAUCAUUUAUCAUCAGUUUUACAGCAUGUUCGUCUUCCAUUGAUGAGUCCGAAGUUUCUGGUGGGUACUGUAGGCUCAGACUUGUUGAUCAAGAGUGAUGAUGCUUGCAGGGACCUUGUUGAUGAGGCCAAAAACUACCUCCUCUUACCACAAGAAAGACCCCUGAUGCAGGGGCCUAGAACUAGGGCCAGAAAACCAAUAAGAUGUGGUGAAGUGCUGUUUGCAGUUGGUGGAUGGUGUAGUGGUGAUGCAAUAUCUAGUGUAGAACGGUAUGAUCCUCAGACAGGCGAGUGGCGUAUGGUUGCACCGAUGUGUAAGCGGCGCUGUGGUGUUGGUGUCGCAGUACUCAAUGACCUCUUGUAUGCAGUGGGUGGCCAUGAUGGACAAUCAUAUCUCAACAGCAUAGAAAGGUUUGAUCCCCAGACAAAUCAGUGGAGUAGUGAUGUUGCCCCAACAAGUUCUUGUCGUACCAGUGUUGGGGUAGCAGUACUUGACAACUACAUGUAUGCAGUCGGAGGUCAAGAUGGUGUCUCUUGUUUAAAUUUUGUAGAAAGAUAUGACCCACAGCUGAAUAAAUGGACAAAAGUAGCAUCAAUGAGUACACGUAGACUAGGAGUGGGUGUGGCUGUACUUGGAGGAUACCUGUAUGCUGUAGGGGGCAGUGAUGGUACCUCACCUCUCAAUACUGUUGAAAGAUAUGAUCCAAGAACCAACAGAUGGACGCCAGUUUCUCCAAUGGGUACACGUAGAAAACACCUAGGUGUUGCAGUAUACAACAAUAUGAUUUAUGCAGUAGGAGGUAGAGAUGAUACAACGGAAUUAAGCAGUGCUGAAAGAUACAAUCCUCAAACCAACAGCUGGCAGCCUGUUGUAGCGAUGACUUCCAGGAGAAGCGGGGUUGGAUUAGCUGUAGUAAAUGGACAAUUAAUGGCAAUAGGUGGCUUUGAUGGCACCACUUACCUUAAAACAAUAGAACAGUAUGAUCCAGAAAAUAAUUGCUGGAAAUUGUGUGGUGGAAUGAACUAUAGACGUCUCGGUGGUGGAGUUGGGGUGGUACGGAUGCCUCAGCAUGAAACUCAUCUUUGGUGAAAAAUGAUACACUUGUGAUAUUCUAUUUGCCAGGCGAAAUCUGUUUCUCGUUAUAGGAGAGAUAGAUGUGGAAUUGUGGGUCUUUGUUAGCAGAAGUAGAAGCAGUGAUAUAUGUAUUUUGGAUUAGAAUAUCAAAUAUUCAUGUCAAAAUAUAAAGCGUACUCAUUUUCUUGCCAUGGAAGCAUUUGACGAUACAGCUGGAAAUCGUUUACAGUCGAAGAAUUUUUUUAAUGAAUCUUAAGCGUUUUAUAACUACAGCUGACCCAGUGUUAACUUGAAACCGUGAAAAAAAGGAACAUCCUUCAAACUGAACAGGUGUUUUGGUCUGCAUUAACUGUUAAAAGGGGUACUUAUCAAAUAGAUACUGACUGAAUAGCGAACAGUGCAGAUCAUGAUCAGACUGCACAGAUGUGCAGGCUGAUCAUGAUCUACACUGGUAGCAAAGGCAGAAUCAAUUGUGUCCAGCAUGCAAAGGGUUAAGCGUUAUGUUGAAUUCAAAUUUAAGGCUGACAGUAUCAGAUAUGGUAUUAGGUAGUAAAAGAAGUAGAAGUAUGAUAAAUCUAUAGAAUACAUGUACUUAGUGUUUUCUGCUUCUUUAGGUCCAUGCAUACAUGAAAGUUUUGACUUUCGUUUCGAUUUAUCUUUGUGUUAUAUAUACAGAAGAUAAUACUCAAGACUCUUCCUAAAACCAACAGUAUGCUACAACAGUAAGGAGGUAUCUAGUAAUGUGUUGUUUUUGUUUUUUUUGUUGUUUUUUUAGCUCACCUGUCACAAAGUGACAAGGUGAGCUUUUGUGAUCGCGCGGUGUCCGUCGUCCGUCCGUGCAUGCGUGCGUCCGUAAACUUUUGCUUGUGACCACUCUAGAGGUCACAUUUUUCAUGGGAUCUUUAUGAAAGUUGGUCAGAAUGUUCAUCUUGAUGAUAUCUAGGUCAAGUUCGAAACUGGGUCACCUGCCUUCAAAAACUAGGUCAGUAGGUCUAAAAAUAGAAAACCUUGUGACCUCUCUAGAGGCCAUAUAUUUUACAAGAUCUUCAUGAAAAUUAGUCAGAAUGUUCACCUUGAUGAUAUCUAGGUCAAGUUUGAAACUGGGUCACGUGCCGUCAAAAACUAGGUCAGUAGGUCAAAUAAUAGAAAAACCUUGUGACCUCUCUAAAGGCCAUAUUUUUCAUUGGAUCUGUAUGAAAGUUGGUCUGAAUGUUCAUCUUGAUGAUAUCUAGGUCAAGUUCGAAACUGGGUCACGUGCGGUCAAAAACUAGGUCAGUAGGUCUAAAAAUAGAAAAACCUUCUAACCUCUCUAGAGGCCAUAUAUUUCAUGAGAUCUUCAUGAAAAUUUGUCUGAAUGUUCAACUUGAUGAUAUCUAGGUCAAGUUCGAAAGUGGGUCAUGUGCGGUCAAAAACUAGGUCAGUAGGUCAAAUAAUAGAAAAACCUUGUGACCUCUCUAGAGGCCAUAUUUUUCAUGGGAUCUGUAUGAAACAUGGUCUGAAUGUUCAUGUUGAUGAUAUCUAGGUCAAGUUCGAAACAGGGUCAUGUGCGGUCAAAAACUAGGUCAGUAGGUCUAAAAAUAGACAAACCUUGUGACCUCUCUAGAGGCCAUACUUGUGAAUGGAUCUCCAUAAAAAUUGGUCAGAAUGUUCACCUUUAUGAUAUCUAGGUCAAGUUUGAAACUGGGUCACGUGCCUUAAAAAACUAGGUCAGUAGGUCAAAUAAUAAAAAAACCUUGUGACCUCUCUAGAUGCCAUACUUUUCAUAGGAUCUGUAUGAAAGUUGGUCUGAAUGUUCAUCUUGAUGAUAUCUAGGUCAAGUUCGAAACUGGGUCAACUGCCAUCAAAAACUAGGUCAUAGGUCUAAAAUUAUUAAAAUCUUUUGACCUCUCUAGAGGCCAUAUUUUUCAAUGAAUCUUCAUGAAAAUUGAUCUGAAUGUUCACCUUGAUGAUAUCUAGGUCAGUUUCAAAACUGGGUCAUGUGCGGUCAAAAACUAGGCCAGUAGGUAUAAAAAUAGAAAAACCUUGUGACCUCUCUAGAGGCCAUAUUUUUCAUGAGAUCUUCAUGAAAAUUCGUGAGAAUGAUCACCUUGAUGAUAUCUAGGUAAAGUUCAAAACAGGGUCACAUACCUUCAAAAACUAGGUCAGUAGGUCAAAUAAUAGAAAAAACCUUGUGACCUCUCUAGAGACCAUAUUUUUCAAUGGAUCUUCAUGAAUAUUGGUCAGAAUUUUUAUCUUGAUAAUAUCUAGGUCAAGUUCAAAACUGGGUCACAUGAGCUCAAAAACUAGGUCACUAUGUCAAAUAAUAGAAAAAAUGACGUCAUACUCAAAACUGGGUCAUGUGGGAAGAGGUGAGUGAUUCAGGACCAUCAUGGUCCUCUUGUCUUUAAAGUUUGCCUUUUGGCCAGUAGUUCAUCAUAUUCCAUGUUUGAUCUUUGGGUAAAAAGUUUCAGUCUAGACCCAAGCAGAACUCUACAGUAUACUAUUUUUUCCCCAUUUACAUAGGAAAUAUAUGCAAUUAGGGGCAGCCAGAGCUAAAUAAAAAUAUUUAAAGCGCUUUUUUCAUGAACCUCUACAUAGAUCUUCUUUAAAUCUUAUUUCACAGGUUAAUUCUGCUUCUAAAAUUAAAUAUUUUCCGAUUUAAAUUAAAUGGGCCUAAAAUUGAUCAUACAAUUUCUGUGUAUGUACUUCCUGUUUGGUCUUUUUUUAUACACAUACAUAGAAAAUAUAUUGGGGUCCUUAUGACAGUUGUAACAGUUUGCCAGUUUUAAUUAUUCACCACAUGUACCUAUAUACAUGCAGGCAAGACAUUUAAAGAGCAAACAUUUAAACAAUCACUUGAAUUCAUCCUGCAUUUAAACAUUUUUUUUAUGUUGGGGAUGAAAAGCAAGAAUUUUCUUUUUAUAAGGGGGUGUAUAGUUUAAUUUCAUUUUGUAAUUCCAGAAAAAGAACGAAAUUCUUAUGAGUUAUUGGCUUAUCUCAUGCUUAAAAAUUGAAUCAGUUUUCAUACAGCCUUAGGUAUCUUUGUGUCCUUAACUUGAUAUAGUUUAAAAUGUAUUAAAAGUAGGCAAGGGUUUAUUUGUUUUUAACGUUUAAUUUUAAGUUAUAGGAAGUUGUUAAAUACUUGGAAUUUUUGUAGUGCUAUUGAGAAACUCAGGGCCAAGUUUGAAACUAAAGACCCCUGGGCCUUUAUUCAUCAGACUUUAAAGUAUGGAACUUUAAAUUGCUACAAUUACUUUUGGCUCAUUUUUACGGACUUUAAUGAAAUUUUACGCAAAUACAGCAAAAUAUACCCUUGCAAAAUGUCAGUAGUUUAUUUCCAUGUUGGUGAAAGAAACAGGGAUUUGUAUUUUUUUAGAGACUUAAAGUCCAAGUCUAGAUUUCAGACUUUAGACGUUGAUGAAUAUUGGCCCAUAAAUAUUUUGAUUAGUUUUAACUUUCCAAAACACAAUUUCUUUGCUUCUGAAAGUUGAAAGUUAAGAGAUUUAUGGGAAGCUUCAGCAUUUGGAUUAAUCACUUUACAGCCAUACCUUUGCUAAAAACCACUAGGUUCUGUACUCAGAGGACUCCUGAAAGGCUGCUAGUUUCCAUUUGAAGUGUAUCUUAAUCUAGAGGCCCCAUGGCCAAGUGGUUAAGGUUGCCGACUUCAAAUAACUUGUCCCUCACCCUCACCAAUUUGAGUUUGAGCCUUGUUUGUGGCGUAGAAGAUAAGGAAGCUAUCCAGCUGGCUUAUGGAAAGUGAAAAUUAGGUGUUUCACCAAGAUGCCCCACCCAUUUCCCCACGGUUUGACUGUAUUAUUUAAUAUUCUAGAGUUGUUAUGUCCAAAUGUUAACUGCUUGGAACACUACUUAAUACGGACUGUGGAAUAUUGGUCUGGUAUAGGUCAAGGUUAUGAAACCAAAGUUUGAAGACUCGGAAUGCAGCCUUGCCAUUGGUCAAUUUCAAAUUUGUGCUUAGAAUCAACCAAUUAGAUGCUUGAGUUGUGCAACUGGUCUAAAAAGUCAUAUUGAUGUAUUGUUUACUGCCAUAUGUCUCUGACCUGUAUAUUCCAUGUAUAUAAAUGCCUUGCUUCCUUUCAUGAUGUUUAUUAAUGUGCAAUAGUUUCACCAUUUAAAAUGUUUUUCUUGUGUAUGUGUGAUUUUUAUUUCCUUGAAACAUUUGGUUGAAUGUACUUUGUCUAGAAUUAUGGUGUAAGAUUACGGUUAUAAAUGUUUACACCUUUUUUUUUCAAAGCUACUCCGUUCUUAUUUGUGGUGAAAUUUGUAUUAUUUCACUAGAUUUUAAUAUCUUUGAUGUAUUUUUAUUUCAAUGUAAAUGAGAUGUAGAACCAAAUGUUUUUGUGCCAUAUAGCCUGUACUGGUACUGACGAUAAAGUCGACCACCUUCAAACUAUUCAAUUGGGUUAUUUAUAUAAUUGAACACGCCGUCUAAUAGCAACCACUUACAACUCCAACUGGUGUAAACAAAAACAAAAUUGGUAAAUAUUCUGUAUAAAUAAAUGACUUACAUUUAUCUGUUUAGAAAAAUAUUUAUGGGAAGAGAAUGUUUUUUGCACAUGCUCACUGUCAACACAUGAAGGCCUGACAUUGGAUCACUUUUCAUUACUUGAUCCGGAAUUACUGUUGCAGCAUUUUUGGGAAAGUUUCAAUAUAACACUAUGGAGAAAAUUUUGUAAAUGACAGUGGCUGAAUUUAUCAUCAGUCAACGUUUGUACAGUCCCCAUUUUACAUACCCCUUUCAGGGCCUCAGUUUGUGUGACUUUGCUUAGUAAAUUUAAAUUAUGUCAAUUUUUAUUCCCCUGCCACAAGUGAUGGGGAGUUAUAGGCAUGGUCUCCGUCCGUCCUUCCGUUUGUCUGUAACAUUUUGUGUCUGCUCUGUAUCUCCUAAUCCCCGUGAAGGAUUUUCAUGAAACUUGGGUCAAAUGAUCACCUCAUCAGGAUGAUGUUCAGAACCAAUGAGUCAGUCAUGUCGGCUCAAGGUCAAGGUCACAACUCGAGGUCAGAGGUUUGAGUCUUCCAUUUCAUGUCUGCUCUGUAUCUCCUAAACCCCUUGAAGGAUAAUCAUGAAACUUUGGUCAAGUGAUCACCUCAUCAAGACGAUGUGCAGAACCCAUGAGUCAGUCAUGUCGGCUUGAGGUCAAGGUCACAACUCAAGGUCAAAGGUUUGAGCCACUGUCAAUAACAGCAGCAGUGGAUAUUGCUGUCUUUCAGACUGCUUUAUUCAGCAAAUGUUAAGCUUUAUUUAUAACAAUUUGUUCAAAUAAAAAAGUUACAGGUAAAAAACCUAAUUUUCUCUUGGGGUUUGUCAUCGGUACCAGUACAGUACAUAGACUUUGAAUCCAGUGUUUUGAUUGUAGUGUUAAAAGUACUUGUCGAACAAACCAUCAACAUUUGUAUUAAAAGGCUCUGACAUUUUUGUGAUAUUUCUGUGUCCUGUAUGUUUAGAAAAAUAUAUGUGCAUAUAAAUAUGUAUGCAUUUUUCAGAUUAAAAUAUUUCUAACCUUA